Drosophila willistoni is the source of this 1457-nucleotide messenger RNA. RefSeq lists its product as uncharacterized. Lineage: Eukaryota; Metazoa; Arthropoda; Insecta; Diptera; Drosophilidae. The transcript has a single exon. Bases 228 to 1238 code for a protein of 336 amino acids. The record is from RefSeq and is a predicted model, not a curated record.
UAAUAGCUCACAACAGCUGUGAUAAAAAAUAAAUAAAAAUAAAUCAAAAACCAAAAAGUAAAGCCAAGCGGCGGAAAUAGCAUCAUUCAGCACCAUAAGUUAAUCAACACCGAUGUCGUGUCGCUGACUAAGUUACAGUGAAGCACGGAAAGCGUAAAAUACAUUAAAUAACAAGUAGUACACUCAUUCAUUGGCCAACCCACUUGAGAUUUUUGCAUACAUAUGUAAUGGAUGGAGAGAUUGUCAAAGUAACGUCACGGACACGCUUUAUGACUCCGGAGGAGUUGUCCAUGCAAGCAGUCUGCAAACAGUUGUAUCGUAAUCAAAUUUUUCGCGGAUUUUAUGUUGAACGUUGCUUUAUCCAGCAAAUUGGUGACUACAGAGAUGUUAUUGCCCUGGAGCGUGGGGAACGCGAGCUGGAAAAGUUGCUAUUAAAAAGUGCUGCUCAGUUGCAAAUCUUCUAUCAACGAAUUGUACCCAGAAUGUGGAUUGGCAUUAGUUGCACAACCAGUAGGCAGCAACAAAACCAACUGGAAACCUGUAUCUUGACCGAGCUAAAUGACCUGGCCUUUGGUGAAUAUUGGUUUUGCAUACGAACAUUGCGCUUUCGAGAUGAGGAAGUACAAUAUAAGAUCAAAAUGGUAAGACCUGUGGACUCCCAGGAAUCAUCGCGGUCUCGGCAUUCGCUAUCGUCUAUCAGUGGCAGGACACUUACAGACAGAACAGAGCCUACUGUUAAGGAGAACGAAAAGGUUGAUUCCGCCAACAAUUCGGAAAGUUAUUCUAACAUUGGUCUCUCCGAUUUCGCUGCCUUGCUGAGCAAUUGGAGGGAAUCCAUUAAAGUCACCGUCUAUGAUUUCAUGGCCAACGAUGUAAACAAACGCAACUUAGUCGGUGUUAUUCGAUUUCUAGUACUGGCUAUAGUUGGUAUCGUGAGCGGGUUAGUCAUGGGGCUUCGUUUUAUCGGCAUUUUCGCGGUCCGUUUCCUAUAUGAGUUGAGCCGCUUCACUCACACGGCAACUCCCAUUGUAUUUAAAUUAAUAGACUUUAUGAACAAGUUAGUCGGAGGAUUUUUUAUUCUAUUAACUAUGGUUUGGAAGGAUUUGAUAGUGAAUCGUGGUAAAAAGCCUCCACUCGACGAGAAUCGGCCUCUACCAAGACUGACCUAUGAACCUUCAAGGUUCGAAAUUCGUCAACGGCGUAGUACUCAUUACAAUUCAAUUAGCAAUUUUCAAUAAAGUGAUUACAGUGAUUUAUUUGUAUAUUUGAAAUUAUAGGUAAAACGUAAAUUUCAGUAAGAUGAAAUGUAUUUAUUAUUCCAACAUUGUGUCUAUCUUUGGAUUGGUUAAUUUAUUGUAUGUAUGUAAUAUUGUCGCUAAUAAUAAAUGAAACGGAAGAAAAGUUUUGGUGUGGAAUACGUCUGAUAUAAAUAAAAAUUCCUGUAGUUUUACUUGCAA